GACUUUGUGAUGUGAGCGAGGGAAGAAAAGGUCACACACACACACACACAUACCAAGACAGGUCGAUGGCGUAGCGUGUCAUCAUGUAGCUGACCCACUGCUCCCUUAUACACGUGCCAGUCCCUUCCACUGCCUCACCCUUCACGCCAGGAACACUGAGAAACAUGAAUGCGUUCUCAGCCACCACUGCCCGCCUGGCCUGGGCUGCGGCUCAUCAAGGGAUGGAGUCGCCACUUGUCAGUGAGUAUAAAAAACCAUUCAUCAAGCGCCGUCUCCUGGAGACCUUCCUAGGAGGCCUACGUUUGGGUGCCUCAGAGGACGCUCCCUUCUAUGUAUACUGCUUCCAGGUGGCAAUGUUCUCAGUGGUACCCCUGGUGACAGUGGUGUUUGUGUUGCUGGAGCAGACUGGACAGGCAACAGUCAUCCAGGCCAUUUUUAUUAGUGGUGCUUUGGACUUGCUCUACUCUCUCAUCCUGCAAGUGUUGGCAUCACAGCUGCGGAAACGCCAGGCCAAGAAGACUGACUUGUCACAGGUCAACAUUGCUACAGAUGAGGAAGUCAUAGAAUUUGACUCCCCUUUUGGCCCCAAGACCUGGACCUUCCUCAUCAAGGAGAAGAAAUUGAAGGGAGGCAUCUUGAUCUCCUCCCUGCUUACUGGAGUGGUUGGAGGCUGCUCAGUUUACUAUGUCCGGCCAUCCACCACAUACCACCUUGGCCCGCCAUGGGCUGCCUCCCUUGCCUUCAGUCUGCUGGGCCUCUUGACAGUGGCUGUGGGCAUCUGGCCACUGAUUGGGGGCAGUCCACCUGAGCCAGCCACUUUUCACCCACUCACCAUGGAUCUUCCCACCCUCUCCCGGCCUGCACACAUCAUGACCUGCAUUUUGGUGCACUUCCUGGCCAGCCACCAUCCCUAUCCUUGGCUGCUUCAUGUUGAUGCCUUCUGUCACAUCCUCUUCACUCUUGCUCCUGCCCUCUGGCUUCUGGGGAUCCUGCCCCCCAUUGAUGCCUACAUUCUCUGGCUCCUGGAACAGUGGCUGGUUCUGGUGCUGGGUGGGUCCCCAAUGUCAUCCACACGACGGCUGGUGUUACAUGUCAUCCUGGGCACCCUCACCCUCCUCAUUGUGGCGGCGCUGCCCACCUUCUCAGCCGUCAUGGUCUUUGCUGCCUGCCGUGGCUUUCUCUUCAGUGUUGACAUGGCCUGGAUGAUCUCCUCCCUGCUGUCCCACCGAGUGUCCAUACUCACAGGUUUCUCUGGGAAGUAUGAUGAAACACACCCAGGGCCUGGUGGCAGCACUUCCCUGCGCCGCAUCACCUGCCACCGAGAAUUGGCCCUUGUGGUGCCCAUGCUGGCAGCUGUGGCAGGCAUGAGUCUGGGCUGCCACUUGCCUCACCUGGAUUGGUAUGAGCAGGUGAUCAACAUUACCCUACAGAAUGGUACAGUUUCUAAGCUGCCCACCAGGCCUGCCUUGUUUCAGGAGCCAGCACGGGACACAGUUGGUGGUGGUCUGUUGGUCCUGACAGCGGCCAUGCUGCUGGUUGGGGAGGGCCAGAAGGUGUACCUCCUUGGCUUGGUGAGAAACCCCUUCUUCCCAUCGCUUGGCACAGCCCCAUCUGUGGCUGACAGUGGUGGUGGUGGGUCAUCCUGCCUUCAUAUCUACUCCCAGCUACUCCUUAUAGGGUGUCCUUUCCUCUCACUGGUGUUCAUCCAUCAGACAAUUGCAGCAGAACUUCCCCUCCAAGCUGCUGCCUAUCCUGAGACCUUUGACCACUUCCUCCUCACAGUGCCUCUUGCCAGGGUGCUGCGGCAGAUCUGGCAGUUCCCACAGGCAUCCUUCCUGCAGCUCUCGGUUUAUUACAUCCUGGACUUGGUGAGGCGUAAAGGCGGAAACAUGACUGGUCCCCUGGAAAUAUGGACUACCCUCUCUCCUGCAGUGCGGAUGUUUAUCCUCAGCCUGGCACACUUGUGGGGCACUCGGGUACUCCACCGACUCUCCACUGUGCUGCUCUUCCUCAUGACUCCCUUCACAGAGAAGAAGCACAAGAACUCAGUCAAUUUCUUUCUCCUGGGCUUCAAUCUAGCUCUGUCUCCGGUACUGCUGGCCCUGGUGGUGAUCUCGGCUGUGAUUUGUGCUCCAUUACUGCCUGUGUUCACACUGCCAGUGUUCCUCCUGGGCUUCCCAAGGCCACUCAGGUUCUGGUCGUACCCAGUUGGUCGUGCUUCUAAUUCAUGUGACGACUCUGUGUAUUACCAGCAGUUGACACCCCAUGUGAUGCUGGCCCUGCACACCCACCUGCAGUCUGGAGCCCUUGGGAUUACAGAGCCUGGAGAACACUUUUUGCUGCGCUGGGAAGAUCGUUUCAUGUGGGUUCAGAUCCUGGAGACUGGCUUCACCUACCAAUACUACAGUGUGAAGGGGCUGGAGCUUCAGGAGACAAGCUGCCACACUGCUGAAGCCUCACGUGUUGAUGCCAACUUUAGUCGGGCAUUUGACAUUAUGGAGAGUGGCACUGGACGCAACAAGGGAAGUGCACUGGGAUCCUGUGUGAACCGGCAAGCCUUUCACACCCUGACGCCACUCACUCGCUUCUCAGUGCUAGGAUACUCAGAUACUCGCAAUGUGCUGACGGGUGUGUUGGACUCCCCCGACACACUAGCAAUGGUGCGGGAGUAUUUUUUAAAGGCUCUUGUCUUUGUGCUGCUGGACCAUGCCGUCACCCGAGCCAUUGGUCAGCCUCCAAUGCCUCCUGCCAGCCAGGGUCGACCACCCACCACCAGCAGGAGUCAGGGGCAUCUGAGAAACCUUCCUCGUGUCGGCCAAGGAAGACCGUCACUCCCAGAGAGUCCAUCGCCUUUGGAAUCUGAGAGGGAAAGUCCUGUGGCUUCCAUGGGAGAGCGAAGGUUCUCACACUCAUCGUGGCAGAGUGGACGAGGCAGCCGCAUAGCCUGGGCUGGGGAACAGAGGGACAUCCCUAUUGUGCGUACAGGAGACACUCCACCUCCCCAGGCCUGGAACAGGGGACAGGAGCUGAGCAGGAGUGAGUGGACGACAGAACAUCCUCCAAGGACGGUCCCAGGCCAUGGGUCGUCUGGCUCGAUAGACAACCACAAAUCAGUUAGCUUUAUCCCAGGAAUAAUGUAUGACUCAGAUGAUGGGGAUUCUCCCCGUCAUGUUCCAAAUAAUUAUCAGAAGAAAACUUCCUCCCGCGUGGUGAACCUGCGGGUGGUGCCUCGGGGUGCCCCACCCUCCCCUCCCAUCUACGAGAGUCCCUUAAGUGCAGCCUUGGCCCCUCCUCCAGACUGGAUGAUUGACCCACCACUUGAAGCAGAGGCACUGGAGGAGACUCAGGAUGCUUUCCCUCAUGCCUGGUUUAAGUUCCUACUUAGCACCUUCGGCCAUGUGUACCUACAGCGACUUGAUUCAGCCCCCCUGCUCCCCAAACCUCCCCCAAGCACAGCCUCCAGCUCAUCGGAGACAUCCAGCCAGUCCUCCAGUGCCCAGCCUGGCAGGGCAGCAGGGCAGGGGGCACAAGGGGGGCAGGGGGAUGGUGUCAUUCAGAGGAUGCAGUAUGAUGAAACUCUUGAAGAUGCCUACAGACUACUUAUUGGGACCUGCCACCUAAUAGUGAUGGGCACUGAUGACCUGCCACCUACCACAUCACAAGUGUACAAGACCUUCAGUGGAGAGAUAUCAUGGUCCAUGUACCUAGACUGGCUCGUCAGUAAACCUGUGCUCUUCAACCUGGUGCUGCUGGCAUAUAGGAUUGGAGUCAAGCUCUCCCUGGACCAUGCACUGAUUGGAGGAAUAACAGGGUGGGCAGAGCUGCAUGAUGCUCUGGAGGACUACACUCGUAACUGGUACCUUGGCCCUGACACACGGCUGCCUGAGCCAAGCUCCAACUCUGCUCAGCCACCUGAGGGACUGCAAGGGAAGGCACUUGAGUACAAGGAGGGUGGUGUGUGGGGCCCCCAGAGCUGGACAGAGGCAGUCAAGAUGGAAGUGCCAAAUCUGUUUUCUCUGGGUCACAAUGCUGUCAAGAGGGUGUACACCUCACAUCUGCUAACUCUGGGUGAGGCUGAGGUACGGGUGGGCCAGCUGGGCGGGGAGACAGUGCGUGGCUUGUGGGCAUCCUUGGUGGUGGAACUGCUCUACCUCACAAAUGAUGAUGAUGAGCGGUACUCCAUCCAGGCUCAUCCAGGGCUCCUCCGUAACCUCACCAUUCAGGCAGCAGAUCCCCCUCUUGGUUACCCCAUCUUCUCAAGUCCCCCAUUGCGCCUUGCUACAACUUGGCUCAGUGCCACCUAUGAGCAGAUACAUCACCAGAGCAAGGAGCACCAACAGCAACAGUAGCUCCUGUAGUACUUGUAGUAGUAAUGGAGAAGAGAAAAUGAAGUAGAGGGUGAAGGGUACAAGGCUAAUCUGGUAAAAAUGUGUUAGUUUGGUGUUGAGGUGAAGAUCAUUGGUAUUAGAAUGUUUCAAGCAAGGAGCUGCUUCCCAGAUGCUCUUUAUGUAUUGUACCUGCACACAUUCAUGUUUUUUUACUUUAUCCAUGUGUAGGAAAAGGUGCUUGGGUCUUCAGAGUGUGUGUGUGUGUGUGUGUGUGUGUGUGUGUGUGUGUGUGUGUGUGUGUGUGUGUGUGUGUGUGUGCGUGCACACAGUUACUUGUGUUAUGCAUGAGAGAACACAAAGCAUACUUUCAUUUCAUACCUUUAUAUAAGUCAACACUUGAUCAUACACCUUCCCUAGAGGCCAGGCUCCUUACCUCCUCUCCUCUUUUGGUGAUGCAGCAUAUUGAUCCACUUAAAGUUCUUACCAGAUUUUAAUAUUUGAAAUGUUUUCAUUUAGUCUUUUCUUUUAUAUGUAUUACAGAGAUUAGUAAAAGCCCUCCUCCCCAAGAAAAAAGUGCUGUUCCCAAAAGAAAUGCAGAAAUAAGAAAAGCAGCCAGAAUGCCUUUUUUGCAUAUUUCUAACCAUUUCCUUGCUAUUUACAAAAACUCCUUCCUCUCUUUUUUUCUUCUUUCACUCCCCAUAUUCCUCUGUUUACUCUCUCCUUCCUCACUUCCUUCCAAAACAACUUGUUCACAUUGAAGUUAGGAAAGAGGUGAAAAAUGUUGGGUGCAUCUCCAAGACAGUCAAAAAUGCAAGUAGGUUGCUGCAGUAAUUGCUUUAGGUCAUAUAAAUAGCAAAAUUGAAGACUUAUUCACCCGGUUAGUCAGUGAAAGAGGAUGACCGCCAAAGCUGAUGGUGAACAUUGAAAUCUCCAAGUAUAUAAAUUUCAUUAAGGGGGAAAUAGUUGAGAAUGUGCUCCCACUUUUGAAAGUCAAAUACCUCUAGAAUUUUACAGUGGAAGGAGUUAGUCAAAGAUAUGCAGCACAGAUGAAUUUAAUGAGAGUGGCAAUGAAGUCUUAGCCUGAUGUUAGAAGAUUCUGCAGAUUCAAGAGUGUGGGCAUGAAACAAGUUAUAUUUUUACCUCAGAAACAGCAACCAUCUUUGGAUUGAAAUUGAGGAUAGAGGAAGUAAAGGGAACAGAGAAGAAUCUGUUGUCAGUGGCCUCAGCCACCUGGGUAAGGGUAUGUUUUAUAGAUUGAAAAUCAGGUCUAGACUGUGAAUGUAUAAGUUAAUAUAAGAGAAAACUGGAGGAUGUAUCACGACACAUUGGACCCAUAACUGAGGGACAGCCUGGCCUGGGAACUUUUUUUUCUUUUUUUUUUAAUCCCUUCCAGGCUCAUCUUUACAUUUCCCAUGACUAUGUAGGUAUUUGUAGUAUGUCAAGGUAAUAGUAAGAGAGCUUGUCUUUAGAGUACAGGAUGCAGCUGCACUCUAUGUUAAUAAGAUACAAAGAGGAAGUAAGCAGAUGGAACAAGGGAAGGGUCAGCAGCGAGUUUGCAGAACCCUCUUCACCCUUAUGUACUACAUCCUGGGGAGUGACUUAGCCACAGCAGUAGAUAUCUAUUGCCUCGUCUCUUGCCUUAAACUUAUUUUUUUAAAUAUUAUUAAGAAAAUAACAAUAAUAUCAAACCUUGAGGAAAAUUGUGGGAAAAAAAAUUAUUUAUACAUAUUCAUCCUCAUGACAGUUGAUGUGCUAGGGAUGUGCCACUUGUUGAGUCAUGUGGAUGAGUUUAUGAAUAAUUUUAUUGUCUCCUUAAUUUUCUGAAGAGUUGAUAAUUUAAUAUCAUUUCCCUAUUGUACUUUUAAAAACCAGCACAGUGCAAGGCUAAUUCAUAAGAUUAUUGAAAAUAGUAUGAAAGUAUAAAAAACUGAAAAUGUGGCAAGAACAUUAUGAGUGCACCAGUCAGCUGCCUGUCAAAAGGGGGAUGGAGGCCUUGAAUCUGUUUUUAUUGUUUGCACAAGCCACUUCUCAUGGUAAUGCAUUCCACUGAUCUUUUGUUGUAUUUAGAAAACUAUUUUUGCACAUGCUUAUCUCCUCUUCUUUUUCUGAAUUUCUAUGCUGUGUGUUCAUAAUGUUUGUGUGUGUGUAUGUGUGUGUGUGUGUGUGUGUGUGUGUGUGUGUGUGUGUGUGUGUGUGUGUGUUGGGAAGAAGUGUGAUAAGGAAAUGUGCUUGUUCCACACUUGUCAUCCUGAAUUUAGCAGUCAGCCAUGAUUGGUGAGGAAAGACUCUGCCACUUGCUGCUGAAUUCCACAAGAAAACUGCUGUGCUAAACAGUAACACUGGUGAUAAAUAUUGAUCUCAUAGGUUAGAUGACUAAUUGAUCUUAUGGUGAUUAAUAUAGUGUUUCAGGAAUCGACAGCACAGAAAUUCAGCAGGUUUCAGUUCACUGUCAUUCACAAACUGUACAGAGAUUACAUUUACAGGUAUAUAUGUUUCUUCUAUUGAAUUAGGCCUUGGUUCAUCUCCAUUUACUUAAUUUUGGAAUAGGAGAAAAAAAUUUUCUGAAAUUUUUGGGAGAGAUGGUGUUGAUGUUGACAAGUGUGUUUGAUUUAUCUCUCAGUCAUCUACAUUCUGUGUUGAAAGGCUCCAGAGAAUAUGAAAAAUAAUUUUCAAGCUGGCCAAAAGAGAAAGGCUUGUCAGGGACCAUGGGUUGUUUUUGGCAAUGAUGGUGGGUACUUUGUAUGUAAAUAAUAACCCAUUUAAGACUCAAUCACAUGUACAUUAAGAACUAGCUUGUAAGUAUGUAGCAUGUGGCAAAAGCAGAAUAAUUUAUAUUUCUAAUCCAAAGAGCAAGUGAAUACACACAAAUAGCCAUGUCUGUUAUGCUACAGUACUGUUGUGCUACAGUAGGCUCCCUAGAUGCAUAUUAGGCAUUUUGAAAACAGCAGGCAGUCAACAUGAGUGUUAGUGUAGCAAUUUGUAAGGAUUAUCCAGUGAAACACAUGUUUGAACAUCCUAUAGAUAUUUUGCACUUACCUAAGAUAAUCUGCAGACACCUUAGGAUGUUUUUGAAUUGGUUGCUUCUAUAAUCAGGUAGAGGGAAACCAAAUUAAAAUCUUUGUGCACAAAAUGAUAGGUAAAUGUUGAACACUACUUUAGGUCCAGAGGCUGAAGGAAAAUUACAGCUGAAUAGAAUUUUAUUUAUUUAUUAUUUUUUUCCUUCAUACGUAAUGCCCAGAGAAAAUCCAUUCUUGUACACAGCUUGUACACAUUCUUGUACACAGCUUGUGCUGGAUACCUCACUGACUUGUAACUCAGUCCUUGACUCAUCCACUCAACUUUAUUCCUGUUCAGCUGUCCAAAAUAUGAGUCCUUGGUUCAUAUUUUGAAACAUUGUUCUCUUUCUUAUAAGAACUAUUUUCAAAAGACACAGUGAUGAAUAGUUAGAUUCUCAUGGGUUUGUAUUUUCCCAGUGAUGGCACACAGUCUUUGUUAAAUUAUCACUAUAGUCAUGAAAAUAUCUUUGAAAAUAUAACUUCCACUGCAGCCAUUAAAAAGUAGUUAUAAAAAGACACAGAAGUGUUUGGGAAUAUGAGUUUAAGACUUACUUUGUGUGACUCAACUCAAUAUCAUGGCCUUGAUUCACACAUCCUGGUCAUCAGCCAAAUACUGGUUGAAGUAGCUCACAUAUACAUAGUAAUGGAAAUGGGAGUAAUGCUAAUAAUUUAACAAGUAAGUUAUCUCUGAAUGGAGAGGUGAGGAGUAAAGAUGGAAGUGUUUUAAACACAUACCAUGACAAGUACAAAUGCAUUCUGUUCAGCAUGUCUGAAAGUAAUAGAAUAUCUUGAAUUUUUAAUCAAUGUUGCUCUAGUCCUUAUUUGCAGUAUAUGUAUACUGGCUUUUAUAUCAUUUGUCUGCAAGCAUUUCUGUGAUAGCAGAUUAUUGUGAUGCUAGUAGGUACCUGUUUAGUUUUAAUGCAAUGUUAUUGUUAUUGCUAUUUAUUUUGUUUACAGCUCAAGGAGGGAGACUGAAGGUGUGAAAUGUGCAUAUGUUAAUAAUUUUAAUGUAUCAGAAAGUUAUAUGUCCAUUUGGUACUGAGGUCAGUGGUAAUAGUUUCACUUGGUCAAGACUUGACCUCCACACCUAACUCUGUAUGUGUACAUUUAAUAGUGUGCUUAUUUCUCUAUUUCUGAAACGUAAUUGAAGGAACUUGAUAUAAUAGAGAUCAUUUAUUCAUCUGAGCCAUCUCUACCAGUUUUUCUCCCCAUCCUACUGCUAACUCUGCACAGGGAUUUUUUUCUAUUCAUGCAUGUAGCACACUUCACUUAUAUAGGGGGUUCCAUUCACACUGCACUUUUGAACUUGGUGGAAUCAAAAGCAUUUUAUCUUACAAUCUCCUGUCCUAAAACUGAAUGUCUUCAGUCUCUUUCUCUUUGCCAUAAUAUUGCAUCUCUUGCUAUCUUGUAUUGAUAUUUUCAUGCUAACUACUCUUCUGAUAUUGCUAAGUGCAUGCCUCCCCUCCUGCAGCCUCACCAGACUUUCUA
Molecule: messenger RNA, 8872 nt
Organism: Scylla paramamosain (green mud crab)
Lineage: Eukaryota; Metazoa; Arthropoda; Malacostraca; Decapoda; Portunidae
Product: pecanex-like protein 4
Exons: 18
Coding region: 165-4349 (1394 amino acids)
Cellular component (GO): membrane
Source: RefSeq, a predicted model, not a curated record